Neopsephotus bourkii (Bourke's parrot) is the source of this 7550-nucleotide messenger RNA. RefSeq names its product sperm flagellar 2 (gene SPEF2). Gene Ontology annotation, biological process: sperm axoneme assembly. The transcript has 38 exons. Lineage: Eukaryota; Metazoa; Chordata; Aves; Psittaciformes; Psittacidae. The coding region runs from base 147 to 6938 and encodes 2263 amino acids. Gene Ontology annotation, cellular component: manchette; sperm midpiece. Gene Ontology annotation, molecular function: protein binding. The record is from RefSeq and is a predicted model, not a curated record.
GCCAGCGGGCGGGUACCGCUGCCUGCCCCCCCACUCCACCCAGCCACCGCGCACGCGAAGCGUCUGGUCGUCGUGGCAACGGGACGCGGUGCCGGUUGGUUGCGAGGCCGCCGCCGCCGCCGCCGCCGCCGCCGCCGCCGCGGGUCAUGUCUGGGAUCUUGUGCGAGUGGCUGAACGAAGAGGUGCAGCUCUCCCGCAGCCUGGUUCCAGGAUCAAUAUCGGAAGAGUUUUCUAAUGGCUACCUCCUAGGAGAACUUCUACAUAAAUAUGAUCUUCAGGAUGACUUUGAUCAGUUUUCACAGAGCAGGGUUGCAAUUGCAAAACUUAACAAUUUUUCUCGCCUGGAGCCCACGCUUCAUCUCCUUGGUGUGCAGUUUAAUGAGAAUGUGGCCCAAAACAUCAUGACAGGACAGCAUGGGGCUGCAACAAAGCUGUUAUAUGAAUUGUAUAUUGCCUUGGAAAAGAAGAGAAAGACAAAGCUCACCAGAGUAGCCAUGGAAGCAAUGACACCUGCAGCAACUGUAAAGCUUAAGUCUAUUGAAAGUAUUUUGUAUCGAGAGCGUUUGAAAACUUUAACACCACGUCAGUUUGAUUUGCAACUACAACAGAUCGCAGAGCAGUUUGAAAAAAAAUCUAAGGCAGCAGAAGAUAAAAUAGCUUGUAAACAUAUUGCAGAGCAACAGAAAAUUCAGAAGCUCCAAGAGGAAAGAAAAACGCAAGACAUUGAAAAGCAUCAUGUAGGAAGAAAGAGGCAAAAUGAAAUAAUGGCUAGGAUUCAAGAAGCCAUUUUACAGACUCCAAAGCCACCACCAAGCCACACCAUAAAAGCUAUUGAAGCAAAAAAAUUCUUAAGGAAAAAAAGAGAAGCAGAGGACGCAUAUAAGGAGAUUAGUAAAUUUGAGAAAUCUAUUGCCUAUGCACUACACAGCCAAAUCACUGACAGUGAUAUAGAAGAAUCAUUGCAAGCACAGAAGUUGCAAGAAACAAUUCCAGAAACUACAGAACAGACAGCAAGUGAGCUAUUAAGUGUUUAUUCAGAUGAUGACUAUGUAAGGAAAAUUAAAAAACGUUUAGAGGAAGAUACGUUUUCUAGAGAACAACGAGAAAAGAGACGGCGGAAAAUGUUAAUGGAUCAAUUAAUAGCACAUGAAGCUGAAGAGAAGGCUUACCGGGAGGAACAACUAAUUUACAGACUAUUGAGACAAACUCAGCAGGAGCGGAGGAUUGCUGUUCAACUCAUGCAUGUUCGACAUGAAAAAGAGGUGUUAAGGCAAAACAGAAUUUUUAGGGAAAAAGAGUAUAAAGAAAGACGACUGAAAGAAUUCCAGGAAGCUCUUGACAGAGAAGAGGCUCUUGCAAAACAAGAAAAAAUCGAUUAUGAAGAACAAAUUAUCAAAGAAAGAGAACAUCAUGAGAAAAUUGCUGCUGAAAGAGCUCAGGCACGUUAUAAAAAGCAUUAUUCUAUAUGUUGGGAAGUGGUCAACCAAAUCAUUGAUUUGUCAACACAAGUAGGAAAGUAUCGUCUUCUGACAAACAACAGAAUUCCAUUAAAGCUGAUGCUUGAUUGGAAGGAACUUUUUUUUAAAGGAAAACUGAUAUAUAAACAAGCCUCAAUUCAACCUAUGCCGAGUGAACCACACCCAGAACAACUUUUGCAUCUGAAUAAAUUGAAUCUUUUAGAUGAAAAAGAUUUUAGUGAAUACAAGAAUAUGACAGGGGAAUGGUGCCCAGAUGAAGAGAACUUUGAAAACAGACCUCCUCUUAAUAAUAACAUGUUGGGUCAUGUGCUUCACAGACUAAAGGAGAUUUUCUGUCCUCCAAAACCCAUUUCUUCACCUGCAUUUCCUCCAUUUCCUAUCAAGGGAUGUAUUUUGGGAAAACCUUUUAGUGGAAAAACUACCUGUGUAAAGUUUAUUGAAAAAGUUUGCAAUAUUCAGGUACUAUCUGUUGAUAUUUUGGUUCAAGAGGCCAUCCAAGCUUUUCUUAAAAAUGAAAUGAAAAGUGAGGAAAAUAUGAUUCCACAAGAGGCAGAGAGUUCUGGGGAAGAAAAUGAGAAGAACUUGCCACCACUGGAUGUAUUAAAGAAUCUUGAAACAGAAAUAUCUAUCAAUGGAACUGAAGGCAAUUUUCCUGUCAGAAAGGAUCCAUCUUGGCAAGAAAUUAAACCAGAUGACAGUCAAGAUGACCUAUCAAAGCUAUCUGUACGUGCCCAGCUUGGCGCUGCAUCACAGAAAUUGUUGAAGAAAGGAGAAAGUAUUCCUGAUGAAUUACUAAUUGACAUCCUAUUGGAGGCCAUUAAACAAAUACCACCAGAGAAGGGCUGGAUUUUGGAUGGUUUUCCGAUGACAAUUAAUCAAGCAAAGCUAUUUGAAAAAGCCUACACCGGCAUUGAUCCAGAAGCAGAAGAUGCAAACUCUGUAAAGUUCUCACUUGUUAUAGAUCCCAGAGCCCCUAACAAGCCUCCUGCUACCUCACCUGCAUUUGAUAUUUCUGUGUUACUGGAUACUUCAGACACUGUGAUACUGGAACGUGUGGCUAACUUGAAGUCAGAUAAAUCAAAGCUAUCUCAGACUGAACAGGAGAACAGAAAUCAAAAUCCAGAUGCUGUAAGCCCAGAGAAGAUUGACUUCAGCAGAGAUAAGGUGCUACACAGAAUUUCAGGCUUUCUAGAUACCUGGCCAAAAUUAGAGAAAUGGUUUUCAGUCCAUCACAAUAUUCUAGUGAAAAUCAAUGCAGAGACAGAAGAAAAGCUUGUGUGUGAAACUGUGAAGGAAAUUAUAAUAGAAGAAAUUUUCAAUAAACAGAAUAGAAGAUGUGCUAAAGAAAUAUCACCAGAAAAGAAGAUUUCACCAGUUGAUGUAAGUAAUACGGAUACACAUACACAGGAAGACCUGCUUCCUCCUAUUCUUGUGGAACCACCACCAAUUGAACCAGGAUCAGAUGAAUGGAUUUAUGUAGAUGAACCACUUCCCAAGGAGAUACCUGGUUUUUUAGUACCUUACUGGGAAAUGGUAGAAAAUACGUAUAUGAAUACCAUCAAAAGUAUACUUAGAUGCCUAAGGGAUGAACAGCAUUCGGUGAUUUAUUACUUAGCAGAUGUUAGAAAAAAAUUCCAAGAUUAUUUGAAGCAUCCUGAUAUUAAGCAGGAGUUUGUAUCUGUGUGGCAAUCAGAUUUUAAUUCAGUUGCUGAUGACCUGCGAGAAGAUGAGCAAGCAAAAGCAGAACUACACCAAAGAGUUACUGACCUAAGAGAUCUUCUUUGGGAUAUCUGUGAUAACCGAAGGGAAGAAGCAGAGCAGGAACGCACUGAUAUCAUGAAUGAUGGCUGGUUGCCAGAUCAUAGGGGUAUUGCAGUGAACCAUUUCUUAUCGCUUAUGCAGGUUGAAGUUGAUCGUUUUCAAGAUACAAAGAGAAUCCUUCAUGAUUAUUAUAGAGCAAUGGAAGGAAAAAUCCCAGCAGAGUACAGUCAAGAUUUUACUAGGAUCCCAUUGCUAGAUAUUAUGGAUUCAGAGCAAAAGGAAGAUCAAAACAACUCAAGAAGGAUUCCUCUAGUUUCUUGGAAAGUGCCUAUACCAGAAAUAUUUAUUACCAAGUCAAAACCCAAGGGAUCUCUGCAGAAGAGUCCUAAGAAUGAUAAUUCUGAAAAUGGAGUGGCUACUGUUAGAAAAGACGAAAGUCUUAUUACUGAUACAUGGCAAACAGCAGCAACAACAGUAUCAAAUAUGGUAACAGCUGAAACACAGUUCAGAGAAACUGAAGAAGAAGAAGAAGGUCAGCAGCUAAAUCUGAAAUCUUCAAAGCCAUCAAGCAAAGCUACCAAAGAUUCCAAAAUGCAAUCUCCAAAAAAAGCUUCUAAGAAGAAAGGGCUAUCUUCUACUGCAUCUAUGGGUGAAGACAGUACAGUUCCUAUAAACCCAGAAGAGUUAAAGAAACAAGAAAUGGCACUUAAAAUAAAGCAAGAAUAUUUCAGUGCCUUGAAGCAUGAGGAAGCAGCCAUAAAAUUUCGACUAGAACUUAUAAAAGAAAAAGCUUUAGCAUUUGUUGAAGAGCUAACAAUGAAAGCUGAAGAGGCUUAUAAAGAGAUGGAAGAGUGGCUUGGAUCCAGGUUCUUGGCAGAAAUGUCCAGUGUUGAAAAGCUGGUUGAGGUUGCGCGACAUCAUAUUGAGAGUUCUAGCAAAAUUCAGUAUGAAAUUAUUUUAGAAGAAACAGAUUUCUUCAUCAGCAGUGAUGUAAAAGUGUUUCCUGACCCUGUUCCUUCACCACACGUUCCACAUAUGGAGACCUCUGGAAGCAGUACUCUGACUAUGUCACAACUUACUGCACUUCAUAAGCAGUUUCUACAAGUGGCACCUAAAGCCAUAAAAGCACUGAAGCAAUUCAAAAGAAAGAGUAAUUCUUCUAGCAAGAGAGAAGUUGGUGACAGAGGGAAAGAGAAGAAAGAUUUGGAACAUCAGAGAACAAAGAGGAAUCUCCACUUUCCAAAAAUAUGGCUAACAAAAUACUCCUGGUUAAAAUAUGAUGGUGAAAGGGGAAUAAUGUUUUGUGCACCAUGUCGUAAGCAUAAUGUAGAUUUGGGGGAAAACAUUCAUAAUUUUUGUUCUGGCACUGAUGAUUUCAAGCUGGAAUUUAUAAACACACACCAGAGUAGUGAAGCUCAUGCCUGGGCUACCUGCAUGGAAGCUGCCACUACUGCGUCACCACAUACAGAUUCUGCUGAGCAGAUGUUGAAGUGCAUGAACUCCAUAACAUUAGGUAGAGUAGAAAAUAUUUUUAGAACAUGCCAUGCUAUAGCUAAAUCUGGUCAUCCCUUUACAGACCUUGACUGGAUGUGCAAACUAGAUGAUAUGAAAGGAGUGGAUAUUGGUUCUGUAUUUAGAAAUGACAAGUCAGCAAGAAUGUUUAUACAUUUUAUUGCUGAAGUGGAAAGAAGAGCUUUGAAAGAGAAAUUGGAGAAAUGUAAAUUUUUUUCUGUUAUUAGUGAUGGAGUCACAGACAGUAUACUAAAAAAGGCUGCAGUCGUCUACGUGCGCUUUGCAAAUGAGGGAAAAGUCCAUUGCCAGAUUGUUGGGGUACAACCUGUUCACAAAACUGAUGCUUCAACCAUAAAAAAUGCAAUUGAGCAAACAUUACAAAUAAAUCUUCAGCUCAGCCUUGCAAGCCAAGACUGGUCAAGAAAAUUAGUUGGGUUUGGAAGUGAUGGGACAGGUGUCAUGGUAGGAGAAAACAGUGGGGUAGCUAAACUCCUGAGGGAAAUUCAGCCUUGUAUACUGUCUCUACGUUGUUUUGCUCACCACCUAAAUCUGGUUUACAAAGAAGUGCUGGAAAAUGUGCAGCUGUACAACAUCUUAAUCAGCCUCCUGAGAAAUAUGUAUUACUUUUAUCAUAACUCACCGCUAAAUAAGAAUAAUCUGAAAGCCACGUAUGAAGCCAUCAAAUUACGCCCAGCUAUUCCUUCUCGCAUUGGAGGCUCCCAGUGGCUUCCUCGUCUACAAACAGCUCUACAAAUUCUCCUUAAAGGUUAUCCUGCAAUUGUUCUACAUCUGAAUAAGAUUGAAAGAGAUUCAACAGCCUCAAACCAGCAGAAAGUCAAAGGUCUUUUGCACCUCCUUCUGAAAAUGGAGAUAGUCAAGUUUUCUCACUUCUUGUUGGAUGUCAUCAAUGUGCUCAAUAUUCUGUCAUGUGUUACGCUGGAUCACAACUCCUCCAUUGCAGAUAUAUUUGCAACUGUACAGUUAACAUUGGAAACACUCCACAUGUAUCAAACAAGAGCUGGACCAAAGGAACGCCUAAUGGAGACUCUUCAGCUCUUUCAUGGUUAUCAGCUUAUUGGAAAUGGAAAUAUUUCAGCAGUACGAACCAAAGUACUACAUGGUCUGGUGAAUAGGCUACGUGAUUGUUUUUGCGAUGCAAGUCAAGAUGUUCUGAGAGCAACUACUAUUGGAAGUUUUAAACUGUGGCCUAGCAAAAUGAAACAAGGUUUUAUACAAAAGAAAGAAUUUAUUGACGCAUUUAUUGACAUGAUUAAUUUAAAUCUUGGAGCAAAUUGCCUUCCUGAUGCAUGGAUGAAUUUAACACUUCCACGCUUACAAAAUUUGGCAUCUGCAUUCUCAGUGAACUCAGAACUUACUGACUGGCGCAGAUUCUUGCUAGCAGCAGCACAGCCUUGGCCAGUACCAUCUGUGACACAACUUCUUGAAACGCUACACAGCUUCAAGUCUCUUGAUGUAGCUGGAUCAGGCUUUGUUACACAGGAACACUAUAUGCAGGUUGGUUUAUGGUUUAAUGGAAAUGAAGAUGUAAGCAUAACAGAAAGUUGCACAGAACCUUUGCCUUUAGAUAGGCUAAGAGAGCUCAUAAAGUUUUUCUUCAGUUUAUUUGCUGAUACCAAAAAAGAUCCUGCUCUGCUCAGCUAUACUGAGAUGCUACUUUAUUUUGCCUCCCACUCUGAUCCAGUUGAAGGUGUUUACAGAGCACUUAGCAUUGCUACUGGAACAUAUAUUCAUAGAAAAGAAGAUUCUCUUCCAUAUGUGGCUUUUCCUUAUAUCAACAUAGACAAAGAUGAGGAAACUUUAAUAGAAGAAGAAAAAGAAGUCCUGAAUUACAUGGGUGAAGGAAUAAUUUCAAUGGAAACUCUACUCAAAGUGUUUCGUACUGGAGGAAGUAAAGAUGAUGAUAAUAAUAGAUUUUGUAAUCCAGAGAAGGAAGGCAGCUAUGAUAAGCAUUUCAUCAGAAUGUACAAAGACUUAGGCAGUAAAGAUCUGACACCCAUUCCGGUUGCAGUCUUUUUGAAGCAUUCUUUCAUUCAAGAUUUGAUCAACAGCUAUCAAGAAUAUAAGCUUCCUGAUAUUAACAUCUUUUUCCAAAGAUCUGAAGAAGCACAGUCAUCUAAUGGAAAAAACAUCAUCAAUGUAUGGAGAAAUGAUCUUCAUGAAUACUAAGAAAGUUUUUUGUUUGUUUUUUUUUUUUAAGUUUGUAAGAAAUGCUUCUUGCAACUUCAGUCCUCCCUUCCAUGGGAAAGGAUUAUUUGUUUAUUAUUGUGAGAGUAAAAUCCCAUUGAAUUUACACAUUUUCUGUUACUUUAAAUUAGAAACCAACCAACCAACCAACAAGAAAAUACUAAGAGGAAAAGAUAGGGCUAGUACAUAUUAAAUAAUCUGAUGAUACUUCUAAAUAAAAUUAAACCAGUUUCUGAAUUUAAAGAAAGCUGACAGUGUGUUCAUUAAUAAUUGGUAUAAGAAUAGAGCAUAUCCAGUUCUAUUAAGUGAGCUAAGAUAUCUGGUCACCUUUUGUUAUGUGUAUACUUUAUUGAUUCAUAGGUUUCUUCAUUAAUUAAAUGAGUUUUUAAAAACUUGUUGCAAUCCAUAGCUAAUAAAAUAAGUAAAUGAAAAAACUGUUUUCUCAAAGUUCAGGAUAAACUACCAAAAAGACAUUAUGUACAUGAAAAUGGACUGCUUGUUGACAUGGAGAUGAAAAAUUUUGCUAGCCAACCAUUCUAUAUCUAACCCUUCAUUGCAGCUUAACUCUGCUCUUACCCACUAAACCCCUGCAGG